AUGCCGAGCUCGUCUGGCCCCGAGCGUGGCGCCUUCCAGCCCUCCUUGGCCGAUGUUAACGCGGGCCGAGUUACGUUUGGCGAGCAUACGACGAUCACGUGCGAGCAGCUGCAGCGUAGUGCGCAGAUCGUCGCGUCGCGCUUCCAAACAACGCCAGCGCUGCGCAGGUUCGUGGCCAACGCCGACGAGGAGUGGAGGUCUGCCACCGAGACCGAGUACGCGGGCAGCCUUCGUAUCAGCACGACCGAAGCCAACGGCGUCGCCGAGCGAUUCCUGCGCACCUUCAUCGAGGAGGUCUAUCUGCCGCGCAUCGCCGGCGACGCUUCGGAUAGUGCCGUCACCGUCGACGACGUGCUCUCCUCGCCGCCGCGCCACGACCUCUCUGCGGACCGCCGCUUUUGGACGAUGCUGGCGCGGUUUAGCAUCUACCGCUUCCGCGAGCCGCUGGUUGACGACGAGACGCGCAGCUAUGUCCCGCAGGCGCUCGAGUGCUUCGCGAUCAUCAAGGUGACGUAUUCGUGCCUCACGCGCCGCCCCGUCGACCCCGCCGUGGUCCAGGAGGCCAAUGCGCUCAUCCGCCGGGGCAACGUGUCUGCUCAACGCGCCAGGCCGGUGGCCACCCACGACAAUCUCGUCCACUUUGUCCGCCAGGGCGCGUUCGGCAGCCAUCUGCUGCUGCGCUGCCCGCGCGAGCAGAUCCAGAUGGCCGCGUUCCAUCAACUCAUCGCCUACUGCGCCGUGCGGCCCAGCGACGUUGUGCUCGGCCGAUUGCAGAGCGACGCGCUGCGCUGGCGCGACGUCGACUUUUUCCUCACGCUCUGGAUUCCCGACGAGGAGGACGACAGCAACGACGCGGCCGCCCAAGCAGCCGAGGAGCGGCAAGUGGCCGAGGAGGCGGACGGCCAAACCGGCCCAGGCGAAAUCGUCGGCGAGCGCGCGACAGGCGCUCGCCGAGCGUCGCCGCGCUCCCGGCUCCACUGCGACGUCACGUUCCGCAAUGUCGAGGGCCGCCCGGCCGACCCGAGAACAUGGCGCACCGAACAGCUGUACGACAGCGGCGGCGCCGCCUGCCUUGAGCCCGUGCUGCUGCUUGCCCAGAUGGCCGAUGACGAUGGCAUCUUUCAAAGCGGCAUCAGCAUCGCCCACGCUCUCGAGGAGGCCGAUCCGUCGUUCUUUGACAAUCGUAACUUCCUCCGGGUCCACAUCAAGCGCGAGGCCCGCGACCAGUUUGUCUUUCGGGCGUUUGAGCUCGUCGAUGUCGGCUCGUCGGACGAUGGCGCCGCCGCGUCAUCCACCGCCGCCGCGCCGUCCACCUUGGCAUCGACUUUGGCAUCCACCGCCGGCCCGUCCACCUCGACAUCCGCUGCCGCAGCGCCCGCCGCCGCUGUCGCCAUCCGCCACCAUUGCGCCGUCGCCGCCGCCGCCCAACCUGCGAUGGACCGUCUCGGCCUCGGAACCCUGCACGCUCAGCAUGGCCGACGCCACCACGGCCCCGAGUCCGGCUUCCUCGUCGUCGACGCCCAGGGCCGGCGUUUUGUCCAAGCCCAGGCCUCAGGCCGCAAGGCAACCGUCAAGCGCAUCCUACGGAGCCUCGCCGAGCCGCGCCAAGCCGCGCGCGUGGGGCGAGCCCAGGGCCGCAGCGACGAUGCCUGGCUUGGGCAGGCCGCAACCAUUCCCCUCCUCGGUCGCACCGAUCUCUCGGCCGCUUUUCGCUCCGCCGCAGCGGCCAACGACGACGACGAGGACAACGAAGAUGCCGGGCCGACCCGGCGCGUGCGGAGGCGCGUGUAG
This is a messenger RNA of Moesziomyces aphidis, 1791 nucleotides long. NCBI's taxonomy places the organism in Eukaryota, Fungi, Basidiomycota, Ustilaginomycetes, Ustilaginales, Ustilaginaceae. The record is from the annotation of a GenBank genome assembly.